GCGGGGAGGGGUCCCGGGGACACCGCGGGGUCACGGGGACCCUCCCGGUACCGCCACCGGCCCCGGGGGGACUCUUAUUGCGGCGAGGGGCGUGUCCGUGACGUCACAGGGCGUGUCCCGGGGCUCUUAUCGCGGCGGGGGCUCCGCGCGCUGCUUAGUCACGGCCCCCCCCCCCGCCCCCCCGGCCCCGGGGCCGCGGCGUGAACCGCCUCUCCACCCGUCACCCCCGCCGCCUCCCGCCCUCUCCCCCGCCAUGUCCAGCCCGUCCCCGCCGCUCCCGGAGCUCCGGGCCGAGGUGACUCCGUCGCCGUGCUCGUCCCUGUCCCGUUACACGCUCUCCGAGCACCCCGCGGCCGCGCUGGCGGCCAUGAACGAGCUGCGCCUGCAGGGCCACCUGUGCGAUGUCACCCUGCGCGUCCGCCACCGCCGGGACCUGCCGCCCACCGAGCUGCGGGCGCACCGGGUGGUGCUGGCGGCCGCCAGCCCCGUUUUCCGGGCCAUGUUCACGGCGGGGCUGCGCGAGCGGGGCCUGGCCGAGGUGCCCAUCGAGGGCGUGCAGCCCGGGGCCAUGGAGGGGCUGCUGGAGUUCGCCUACACGGCGGCCGUGGCGGUGGGCGAGCGCUGCGUGCUGCCGCUGCUGCACGGGGCCCUCAUGUACCAGGUGGACGCCGUGGUGGGCGCCUGCUGCGCCUUCCUGGGGGGGCAGCUGCACCCCAGCAACGCCAUCGGCAUCGCGGCGCUGGCCGAGCGCCUGGGCUGCCUGGAGCUGCUGCAGAGGGCGCGGGAGUACAUCUACAUGAACUUCGCUGAGGUCUCCAAGCAGGAGGAGUUCCUCUCCCUCUCGCACUGCCAGCUGGCCACGCUGCUGAGCCGCGACGAGCUGAACGUGCGCUGCGAGUCCGAGGUGUUCCAGGCGUGCCUGGCCUGGGUGCAGCAGGACCGGGCGGCGCGGGCCCCGUUCCUCCCGGCGCUGCUGCGCGCCGUGCGCUGCCACGCGCUCACGCCGCGCUUCCUCCGCGCCCAGCUCCGCCGCGACCUCGGCCGCGACGCCCUGCGCUACCUGGCCCGCGUCUUCCGCGACCUCUCCCUGCACAAACCCACGCCGGGGGGCAGGACCCCCAAGGUGCGGCAGCUGAUUUACGCCGCCGGGGGUUACCUGAGGAGGUCGCUGAGCACGCUGGAGGCGUUCGACCCCGAGAGGGGAGCGUGGCUGCGGCUGGCCGAGAUGGAGACGCCGCGCUCGGGGCUGGGGGGCUGCGUGGUCGGGGGGCUUUUCUACGCCGUGGGGGGAAGGAACAACUCGGCCGAGGGGAACACGGACUCGGCGGCCGUGGAGUGCUACAACCCGCUCAGCGGGCGCUGGGCGCCCUGCGCCGCCAUGAGCGUGCCCAGGAACCGCGUCGGGGUGGGAGUGAUCGACGGGCUGAUCUACGCCGUGGGGGGGUCGCACGGGUGCGCCCACCACUGCUCCGUGGAGAGGUACGAGCCCGAGCGGGACGAGUGGGCGCAGGUGGCGCCCAUGGGGGCGCGGCGCAUCGGGGUGGGCGUGGCCGUGCUGCACCGCCUGCUCUACGCCGUGGGCGGCUUCGACGGCAGCGCCCGCCUCAGCUCGGCCGAGCGCUACCACCCCGAGAGGGACCGCUGGCAGCCCAUCCCCCCCAUGGCCACCGUCCGCAGCGGCGCAGGGGUGUGUGCCCUCGGGAACUGCCUGUACGCCAUGGGGGGGUACGAUGGCACCCAGCAGCUGAGCAGCGCCGAGCGCUUCCAGCCCGACACCCAGACCUGGAGCUUCGUGGCACCCAUGGGACACCGCAGGAGCGCCCUGGGGGUGACGGCCUUCAGGGGCAGGAUCUACGUCCUGGGGGGCUACGACGGCCACUCCUUCCUGGAGUCCGUGGAGUGCUACGACCCCGCCGGGGACGCCUGGACCGAGGUGACGCCGCCGAUGCCCUCGGGGCGCAGCGGGCUGGGGGUGGCCGUCACCAUGGAGCCCUGCCACCCCCAGGAGACCCCCCCCGAGGACGAGGAGCCCCCCCCGGGUGGGUCUUGCUGACCCUGGCGCCGCCGGGGGGGGCAGGGGGGGGGGCUGGGGGCUCCGGGUGCAGCCCGCACCCGAAAUUCCAGAAUCUUCCCCCAAACCCCCCCCCCCCCACAAACCCAUCCCCCCACCGGCGGCGGAUUGCAGAGAAGGGGGGGGGCACCGAGACCCCCCCUCAAACCCCAAAAAAAGCUCACAGGACUUUUCCCUGCCCCUCCUCAAGGGCAGCUUUGGGGGUUUUGCUGAUGGCCGGACGCGGAAUAAAGAGAUUGGUGAUUUAA
This is a messenger RNA of Haemorhous mexicanus (house finch), 2319 nucleotides long. RefSeq names its product kelch like ECH associated protein 1 (gene KEAP1). Gene Ontology annotation, molecular function: protein binding. The transcript has 6 exons. The record is from RefSeq and is a predicted model, not a curated record. NCBI's taxonomy places the organism in Eukaryota, Metazoa, Chordata, Aves, Passeriformes, Fringillidae. The coding region runs from base 254 to 2053 and encodes 599 amino acids.